Molecule: messenger RNA, 775 nt
Organism: Pollicipes pollicipes
Lineage: Eukaryota; Metazoa; Arthropoda; Thecostraca; Pollicipedomorpha; Pollicipedidae
Product: ubiquitin-conjugating enzyme E2-24 kDa
Exons: 5
Coding region: 142-723 (193 amino acids)
Source: RefSeq, a predicted model, not a curated record
CGCCGGCACGCACGGAUGCAAAAAACCGCACACGCGCUGGUGCCGAUACUGUAUGCGGUAGGGUGGGCGCUGCGAACCUGGGUUUAAGGUCGUUUAUCUAACAAGGAGCAUUCUUCUGGGCGACAGCAAUACGGCAUAAAGAUGUCCUCAAACGCUGGCACAGGUGCUGGCUCCAGUGCAAAUGAGUCAAAUGGAAGUCAAAGCAGCCAACAGACAGAGACCAAGAAUGAUGAGAAACAUAACAAAACACUCACUCCUAAGGCAUCUAAGUCACUUAGCACAAGUGCCAAGCGGAUCCAGAAGGAGUUGGCGGAAAUCACGCUGGACCCGCCGCCAAACUGCAGUGCCGGUCCAAAGGGCGACAACCUGUACGAGUGGGUGUCGACCAUCCUCGGCCCGCCUGGCUCCGUCUACGAGGGCGGUGUCUUCUUCCUGGAUAUCCACUUCUCCUCGGAGUACCCCUUCAAGCCGCCCAAGGUGACUUUUAAGACAAGAAUCUACCACUGCAACAUCAACAGCCAGGGUGUGAUCUGCCUGGACAUCCUGAAGGACAACUGGUCACCAGCGCUGACCAUCUCCAAGGUGCUCCUCUCCAUCUGCUCCCUGCUGACCGACUGCAAUCCAGCCGACCCUCUGGUGGGCAGCAUCGCGACGCAGUAUCUACAGAACCGCGAGGAGCACGACCGCGUGGCGCGCCAGUGGACGCAGCGCUACGCCACGUGAUCCCACGGCGCCGUAGCCGUUGUCCGCGCCGGCCGCCGGCGGUGCUCGGGCC